GAAAUUUUUUCUGCUCUGCUGAAGGGCACCACACCCCAAAAACGAGAAAAGGAAGCUGAAGAGCCGCUUGCUUACUAGAAGAAAGUUCUCCGCCAUAAACAGAGUCUCUGUUCUUCCCUCUUUCGAAGAAACACAACGAUGGCGUAUGGAGAAGACGGAUUACUAUUCCGGCGGGCAACUACUCACUAUUUGCCGGAUCAUGUCAUAUUGCUGGUCGGAGAAGGCGACUUCUCCUUCUCUCUGUCUCUGGCUCGCUCCUUCGGCUCUGCCUCCAACAUCGUCGCUACUUCUCUCGACACCCGCGACGACUUGAUGAAGAAAUACAAGAAGGCAGGAUUUAACCUAGCUUUACUGAGAGAGUUGGGAGCUCAUGUGUUCCAUGGAGUGGAUGCAACCAAGAUGAUGGAUCACCCACAUUUGAAAAUUCUCAGAUUCGACCGCAUCAUCUUCAACUUCCCACACGCAGGAUUCCACGGCAAGGAAGACAGUCCCAAACUCAUCAGUAAGCACGCGGAGCUCGUUCAUGGUUUCUUCAGGAACGCAUCAGCAAUGCUACGGCGACCAUGGGGAGAAGUACACGUCUCCCACAAGACCACGAAGCCAUACUGCGACUGGAACAUUGUGGAGCUUGCUUUCCAUAGCUUCUUGACCUUCGUUUGUGCAGUCGAUUUCAGGCCGGAAGAUUAUCCUAAUUACUCCAACAAGAGAGGAGACGGGAAGAAGGCCGACGAGUCUUUCCACCUCGGCGAAUGCAGCACCUUCGUGUUCUGUUCGUCCAUGGCAGCAGCUAUUCACAGGCCGCCGUUAAAUUGUGUGAUAUGGGGAAGAAGCUUGAGUGUUGAUGAUCGACAGCAGAGGUUGAUGUCGCUGUGGAGACUGAUGGUGGAUCUUUUGGGCCAGCAUCCAGGAGUUGCUGAGAUGAGACUGCGGAUGAGCUGA
Linum tenue is the source of this 939-nucleotide messenger RNA. The record is from the annotation of a GenBank genome assembly. Lineage: Eukaryota; Viridiplantae; Streptophyta; Magnoliopsida; Malpighiales; Linaceae.